Temnothorax curvispinosus is the source of this 2023-nucleotide messenger RNA. RefSeq lists its product as uncharacterized. Gene Ontology annotation, cellular component: transcription regulator complex; nucleus. The record is from RefSeq and is a predicted model, not a curated record. Lineage: Eukaryota; Metazoa; Arthropoda; Insecta; Hymenoptera; Formicidae. The transcript is spliced from 2 exons. Gene Ontology annotation, molecular function: DNA binding. Gene Ontology annotation, biological process: regulation of transcription by RNA polymerase II. Bases 361 to 1938 code for a protein of 525 amino acids.
GUCGCGACGCGCGCGAGUAGCACCACACCGCCGGAGCGUGUGUGUGCGUUGCGUGCGUGCGCGCUCUCUGUCCGCUUACUACUCGCUCCGUUCCUCCUCGCUCGUACUCUCCUCUGCCCGGUCGUAGGGAGCAGGAGGCCAGCGCAGGCCAGCGCGAGAGAGUUGUUAUCGUCCUCGUGCGUGCGCGCCCGCGCGCGUGUCUCAUCAGCGUCAGCAGCCCUAAAACGUCAGCCGCCACGGUCAUCGUCGUCGUCGUCGUCAAAAACGUUGCUCCGUCGUCGUUAUCUUCGUUUUUUGGCCCGAGGUCUCGUUUAGUCGCGUGUGUACGCCGCGUCCUUCCCGACUGGCCCGCGCGCGUGCAUGGACGACACGCGCGCACGAGCCGACGAGGAUAUCAUAGCCCUGGAUUCGUCCCGCUUACGCUCGUCCGCUCGGCUCGGCUCCGCCGCGAGCAUCGCCGCCGCCGCCGCCGUCACUGCCACCGCUGCCGCCGUCGCUACUACAACCACCUCCGCCACCUCCUCGGCCGCCGCCGCCACCUGCCGCGUCGCGAGACGCAAGAGGAAGAAGAGGAGGCGUCAGCGACUCGCUACGAGCAACGACGACGUGCCCGGCGUCGCUACCACGUCGACUGGUAACGCCGUCGUAGCUGAGGAUCCCGUCGCGACCGACGCUGCCGACGCCGUCGUCAUCCUCGAGCCUGACGCUGACGCCGACGCCGACGCCGACACCGACGCCGUCGCGAACGCAGCCACCGGGGAGACAGACCCAGCGGCAGCGCGGGUCGAUAAACUGAGGAGCCGCCUCCUCGGCGAGCAGCAGACCGCCGGUGGCGGCGGGGAGGGCCAGCAGCAGCAGCUACGCGUCGGAGGAAGCGGCACGCGCGCGGCGGCCGCCUCCUCCGUCGGCACCACCGGCGUGACGCAUCUUAACCGACGCGCCGGCAAGCGCUCGCCGAGGCGAUGCAACGCCGGCGGGCGUAGGAGCGCGUUGACGAUGGACCUACAGCGGCUGAUCAACGAGGUGCACGCGAGGCCCGCGAUCUGGGACCAGAAGAACGUCAACUACCACAACCGCGACGUCAUACUGAAGAUGUGGCGGGAGAUCGCGAGGGCAUGCGAGGUGUCGACGGAUGUCGCCAAGUCCAAAUGGAAACACCUGCGUGACAACUUUCGGAACGAGCUGAAAAAGACCUAUCGGGGCAAGUGCGACGGUAUCGGCGGCACCGAGCACGACUCCAAGUGGGUCUGGUUCAAGAGCUUGUUCUUCCUGCGGGACCAAAUGAACUCGAGGGUGAUCGGCUGCGCUCUGUCGCAGAACUGCGUGGGCGCGACGGUCGGUAUGCGCUCGUCGCCGGACGGCACGCAGAUCGAGCCGCAAAUCGAUAUUCUCGAGGGCCACGAGGAGACGCAGUUCGACGACCUGGACGGUGACUCCUGUCAGUCGUUGCUGUCCAACGAUGACGGCCUGCAUCAGGUGAUGCCGCCGCCGAAGAUGAACAAGAUGAUAAUCGGUCGGAAGCGGGCGCUGAUGGACGCCCUCGAAAACGAUUACGGCGUGGAGGUGGAUCGAAAGCGGUACGAGUCGCUGCAGAAGAGACUGGCGAUCGGCGCCGAGGACGAAGACGAUACCUAUCACUUCCUCAUGAGCGUGCGAAAUCCCCUGAGGAGCCUGCCGCUCGACCGGCAGAUGUUCGUACGUCUCAAGAUUCAGGAGUUGGUCUACAACGAGAUCAACUCGCAGAAUCAGCAGCAGCAGCAGAACGCGAGCCGCGGGGUCUACGACGCUUCCUCGCAGGGCCAAGACGUGAAACCCCCCCGCGCCGGUAACGGCGGCAACGGCGUCGUCGGCGGCGACGUCAGCGACAUGUCGAAUCCGGCGUCGUUGCUGCAGAACUGCACGCCCGAGGGCUCCGGCGAUGACGCCUUCUUCGGCUGACGAGAGCCCGUUCGCAGUUUAAUUUGCUAAUAGACGUAAGGAUUAUAAUUUUAAUAGAGAAUAAACAAUGGUAUUUUUUCAGUAA